AUGGCUAGUGACAGUAUUGUGACAACAGGGAUAGACCCAAAAAGACAAUGGACAUGGAAACAAAUACAGACAGAUUUUGCAGAUGUGUUCACAGGAGACGGCUGUCUGGAAGGAGAAUACAAAAUGGAAGUAGAUGAGAGUGUGAAACCUGUGCAACUCCCAAAGCGACGUGUUCCGGUCGCCAUGAUGAAACCGCUGAAAGAGGAGCUUCAGGAUCUUGAGCACAGAGGUAUUAUCACACCAGUAGACUGUAGCACGGACUGGAUCAGUAGCAUGGUGGUGGUACAAAAGCAAAACGGUAAACCUAGAGUAUGCAUUGAUCCAAAGCCCCUCAACAAGGCACUCAAGCGCAGCCACUUCCCACUACAAAACAUUGAGGAUGUACUUCCAGAUAUGUCUAAAGCUAAAGUGUUCACGGUAUGUGACGUCAAAAGCGGGUUUUGGCAUGUCAAGCUUAAAGAGAAAUCCAGUUAUCUGACUAUGUUUUCCACCCCAUUUGGCCGUUUCAGAUGGCUAAGGAUGCCCAUGGGAAUAAGUCCGGCACCGGAAGUUUUCCAGCGAAAACUGACCCAAGCACUGGACGGGUUACCGGGCCUAUACAUUAUUGCGGAUGAUGUGCUCAUUACAGGUCAGGGAGAGACGCAGGAAGCGGCAGAAGGAGACCAUCAUGUGAAGCUGAAACUGUUCCUGGAGCGGUGCAGGCAAAAGAACAUUAAACUGAACCCAGACAAAUUCAAGCUAAGGAAGAGGGAGUGUACAUACAUUGGGCACCGCUUAACAGCAAACGGACUGAAAGUAGAUCCAGACAAGGUUCGUGCUAUUGAACACAUGCCGAGACCUACAGAUUUGAAAGCAGUACAGAGACUGUUAGGUAUGAUAAACUACUUGGCUAAGUUUUGCCCACACCUUUCAGACCAGUGUGCCGUGUUGCGGCAGUUGACACACAAAGACACAGACUGGGACUGGUCGGAGCAGCAUGAGAAUGCUUUUGUGCAACUAAAAAAGUCUAUUGCCGAUGCUCCUAUACUGAAGUACUACUGCCCAGAGGAGGACCUUGUAGUGCAAUGUGAUGCAUCGGACACAGGUUUGGGAGCAGCACUCAUGCAAAAGGGUAAGCCCAUCGCCUAUGCAAGCAGAGCACUCACACAGACGGAGCGGGGUUAUGCCCAGAUAGAGAAAGAGUUUCUAGCCAUGGUGUUUAGUGUAGAGAAGUUUCAUCAGUACACGUAUGGUCGCAAAGUUACGGUCCAAUCUGACCAUAAGCCGUUAGAAUCCAUAGUGAGGAAACCUCUUUUGAGUGCGCCCAAGAGGCUACAAAGAAUGAUGCUACGUAUUCAGAAAUACGACCUGACUGUAGUGUAUGUUCCUGGCAAAGACAUGUUACUUGCAGACACCUUAAGCAGAGCAUAUCUCCCAGAAUGCCCAUCUCUGAGCUCUGUGGAAGCUGAAAUAGAGACGGUUAAUAUGGUGCAACACUUACCCAUUUCAGGUGACAGUCUAAGCCAGAUCAGGACAGCUACAAAGGAUGACACAACUCUACAAACUGUGAUCCGACUGAUGAAGCAGGGUUGGCCAUCGGACAAAAGGGCCGUGCCUCAGGAAAUUAAACCCUACUUCUCAUUCCAGGAGGAAUUAAGUUAUCAGGACGGCAUUGUGUUUCGAGGUGAACGUGCUGUUAUUCCAGUAUCACUGCAGAAAGACAUCACCCACCGCCUGCACUCCUCACAUCUCGGAGCAGAAGGAUGUCUCCGAAGGGCCAGAGAAUGUGUCUACUGGAUUGGCAUGAACGACCACAUAAAGACACACAUAGCUCGCUGUGACAUCUGCAGGUCAGUGGAUGACAAACAGCACAGAGAAACGCUCAACCCACACAAUGUGCCAAUCAGGCCAUGGGCCAAAGUAGACGUUGACCUCUUUCACUUUGAUAACAAAAACUAUCAUGUAACAGUCGACUACUAUUCCAAUUUUUGGGAAAUUGAUUUUUUGCCAGACAGAAAAGCGACGACAGUGAUAAAAAAGCUAAAAGCACAGUUUGCUAGAUACGGCAUUCCCAACACAGUAGUCUCAGACAACGGACCGCAAUAUUCAUCUCAAGAGUUCCAAAGAUUCAGCCAACUGUGGGAAUUUGACCACAAAACCUCAUCGCCAGGUUACCCACAGAGUAACGGCAAGGCAGAGUCUGCUGUUAAAACUGCAAAGAGACUGUUACACAAAGCCAAAGCUUCGGGACAAGACCCAUAUCUCGCGCUCUUGGACCAUCGUAACACACCGUCACAAGGACUGGAGAGCAGCCCAGCUCAAAGACUGCUGAGCCGUCGAACGAGAUCUCUGUUACCGGCGAAAAACAGCCUUCUCCAGCCUAAAGUGGUUCAAGCGGAGCAGGCACUGCUUAACAACCAACAGCGUCAAUGUGCGUACUACAACCGAUCAGCCAGGGAUCUAGAUGCCCUACGACCAGGUGACACAGUCAGAGUGCAGCCAUUUGAGCCUCACACUAAAUGGAAGCUGGGCAAGGUGAAAAGACCAGUUGACCCUAGAUCCUAUGAGGUUGAAAUGGAUUCGGGUGCAGUUCUCAGGAGGAACCGUAGACACCUCAGACGGGCCCAUGUGGUUCCUCAAACAGAGGUUGUUGAUAUAGAGACAGUAAACACUCCGGGAACCCAUAUAGACACUGUACUAUCCCAGCAGAGCCCUCAAACUCAGAGCGAUACCUGUGACAGGGAUGGGCCGAAGACAACUAGAUGUGGUAGAGUUGUUCGUCAGCCUCAACGCUACAAGGACUUUACUACUUAA
Molecule: messenger RNA, 2793 nt
Organism: Rhinichthys klamathensis goyatoka
Lineage: Eukaryota; Metazoa; Chordata; Actinopteri; Cypriniformes; Leuciscidae
Exons: 1
Coding region: 1-2793 (930 amino acids)
Biological process (GO): DNA integration
Molecular function (GO): nucleic acid binding
Source: RefSeq, a predicted model, not a curated record